This is a messenger RNA of Branchiostoma belcheri (Belcher's lancelet), 1307 nucleotides long. Its product is annotated as phosphatidylinositol N-acetylglucosaminyltransferase subunit C-like. NCBI's taxonomy places the organism in Eukaryota, Metazoa, Chordata, Leptocardii, Amphioxiformes, Branchiostomatidae. Bases 156 to 1121 code for a protein of 321 amino acids. Gene Ontology annotation, cellular component: glycosylphosphatidylinositol-N-acetylglucosaminyltransferase (GPI-GnT) complex; membrane. The record is from RefSeq and is a predicted model, not a curated record. The transcript has 2 exons. Gene Ontology annotation, biological process: GPI anchor biosynthetic process.
GGGAGGAGAUAUGGAGAGUGUGACUGCCUUGCUGGGCGGGAGUUCCAAGCGUUUUAAGGACAUGUUGAGCCAAGGGAAGACCAACAGAAAAGUCAUGCUGUACCUCGCUGUCCUGCUCGUUGUCAUCUUCAUCAUUGUGUAUUUCACACUGACACAUGUUAGACAGGGCUGACUGUACGGGAGUGACGUUACAGCACAGAUCCCUUCACACCUGUGUGAGCUCCCCCUACCUACAAACUGAAGUACUGCAGACAACUGUGCCCCACACUUCCACCAUGCCGUGGAGAAAAGUCCUGUAUGAGGACCAGGGCUGCCCUGACAACUAUGUGGACUCCUCCUUCUUGGAGCAACUACAGAAAAACUUGAACACGAGAUCGUACGACUACUGGAACACGGUGUACGAAUCCGGCGCGGUGACGGACCACAUCAGCGCCACUUGUCUGUUCGUGGUGACUUUCGUUUACCUGGAGGCUGGCGUACUGUCUCCAAAAUUACUCAUACUGCUCACAGUCGCAUCCUGUUUCCUGGGGUAUAUAGCGUACGCAGCCUGCACUGUACAUCUGGGUGAGACUGUACACAAGAGCCACCUAUGGAUUGUGAUACGAAGUGCAGUUGUCUUCUUGCUUUUCACCUACAGCCUGUCGCCCAUACUGUACACCCUGACAGAGUCUGUCAGCACGGACACCAUCUAUGCCAUGACUGUCUUCAUGUUCGCGGGAAAUAUUUUAGUUUUUGACUACGGCACGACGGCCGCGAUCGUUUCCGAGUCCACGUCCUUCAAUCUCGCCAUGUUCGGUUCCAUGUGCUUGGCGUCUCGCCUGACGACCGUCCUCCACACGUUCUCUAUCGUUUCCUUCGCGGUGGAAGUGUUCGCGCUGUGGCCGGAGCUGCGGAGGAAAGUCCAAGCGACCCACCGUGGGUGUAAGAUGGGUGUGUCGUGUGGGUCGGUACUGGUGUCGGUGUGUGCGGUGUGGUCUGUCUCUACUGUAGGUGCAGUGUUACUGGGGCUGGUGCACUUUGUUGUAACCUUCCUUUGCCCACGGUGGCUAAUUCAGCUCCAGCCCUACAAAAACAACAUCCAAGGACCCUGGGAUGAAGUCAGUAUUGUGGAUAAAAUGUGACAAGCUUAAUAAUUGUCAGAAAGGAAAGCAGUCAAUCUUGCCUAAAAUGAUCAUCCAGGGACUGAGGAAAAAAACAGUCUACAGUCACGUUGGACAGUAGUGUUUGGAAUUAGGCAAGUCCCUUUAUGCUUAGGCCAUGUUGAUUUGAUUAUAUGGAUGACAUCCUCCGGGAACCCCAAAAUUGAU